AUGUUUAGGGAUAAUUUCCCCAACAUUAUUAUAGCAAAGAAAAAGCAGAUUUUUCAAACUCAAAAGCGGUUCGCCUAUUACAGGUUUCACAAGAGGGUUGGAAAAGGGUCAUGGGUAAAGUACGUAGAGAGAUAUAAAAUACCUAGGAGCAUAGAAAACACACAAAGGUUAAUAUUUAAUUAUGAAGGAAGCUAUUCCGAAAAGAAAUUAUCCUGUAGCUGGCAAUGGAUGCUACCAAAGAAAAUUGCUCAAAGUACUACAUCAGAUGAAGUAUUAAAUGUAUGGGUGUAUUAUCGGCAUAAGAGAAAAAAGGCAUACCAUUAUAUGAAAGUUUUAAAAAGGCUAGUUGAUGUUGGUACUUGCUCAACUAGCGAUUGGAGAUUUAAGCUUAUUACAUCAAGGAUACAAAAUAAAAUUAAUACUUUUUUAAAUUUACCAAGAAUAUGUUAUUACUAUGGUAGGUUAAAAGCUACAGCACAGUUAGAAAAUAUAAUCAAAAUAUUAAAUCAUAGACUUACCUCUUAUAUGCCCCACCAAUUAAUAUUAAUUUUAAAAGCAUUUUCCUUAUGUAAACUUCAGGAUAAAUACCUUUUUAAUCGAAUACGUGGUUUAUUACAGCCUCAUAUCAAAACUGUCCCUUUUUAUUACCUAACGUUAAUUGUUGAAAGUUAUUCGUUUUGUUUAAUUCACGAUUACUUAUUUUUUAACCAGAUAGCGAAUGAGAUAAUUUAUCGACUGAAUUUAUGCAAUAAUAAAUAUGUAAUAAAGUCGGAUGAUCAUUAUGACGGAGUGAAUGCACUUACAGAUGAAAUACCCCCAAAUGUGAUUAGCGAAAAAGAGGGGUCACAAAAUAGACCUGUUGAAAAUGGAUAUGAACAUGGUCAUAAUUUUGUUAAGGAUGAAAAAGACAGUUUAAAAGUUAUCUUAGAAACAGACUACGCAUUAAUAAAAUACAAACAAGAACAUUUUAACUAUUACCCUAGUAUGAAAAAUUUAAUAGAUAUAUCUUAUUUUUUUUCAAAUUUAAAAUUUCAACAUUAUUUAUUUUUUGAUUAUAUAAGUAUGUACAUUAUGUACAUGUUAAGAACUGAUCAGAAUUGCUUAACCCCAUAUUUAAUCGAAAAAGCAGUAAGCUCAUUUUAUAAAUUAAAAAUAAAUGAUAUAAUACUAUUUGAACAUAUUUUAAAGCAUAUAGAUAUAUAUAUAUAUGAUUAUCCUCCUAGUGUAUUAUGUUCUAUUGGGUUUUAUUUUUCAUCCAUCUUACCAGUACAUUAUUCCGAAAUUUAUAAAAUUUUUAAAAAAAUAUUCUUGCAUGUUCAGAAAUAUAUGAACAUUUUGAAUUUAGACUCUUUAACGAAAUAUUGUUGCUUAAUUCAUAAGGGGACAAAAAAUAAAAAAAUUCAGAAAGAAAUUUUAUCUCAUAUAAAUGAAGAAAUAAAAAGGAACGAUAACAAAAAUGAUAAAGUAGUUUAUGAUAUACCAAGAAUUAUUGAAAUAUUAUCCUUUCACAAUUGUAUUGAUGAAGAUUCUUUUACUAUUUUAUGUAAACAUCUCCAUAUCCAUUUGAAACAUUUCGAACCGUGCGAUUUUAAUAGGGUAGCAAGAGCAUUAUUGAACGUAAAAAUUAAGCAAAAUAUUUAUGAUGAAAAGAUAAUCAAUGCUAUUGCAAGAAAUGUAAUAAAACAUCAUGAUCUCUUUCAUAUAAUAGAUUAUCACCAAACAAUUAAAUCUUUACUAAAAAUGAAUGUAGUCAAGGAUAUUUACAAAAUAUAUUUAAUUAAACACCAUAUCAAUGUACCCUUUUAUGGUUUUGACGAAUUAAAGAUAGACACUCAACUGCCAAAGGAGGUAAAAAAAUCAGUCUAUCGGUACAAAAAGGGGACCAUAUACUUUUCAAACAAAAAGAUUGAACAAGAGUACCCCUUGUACAAGAGCAUAGAGGGAUGA
Molecule: messenger RNA, 1947 nt
Organism: Plasmodium malariae
Lineage: Eukaryota; Apicomplexa; Aconoidasida; Haemosporida; Plasmodiidae
Product: conserved Plasmodium protein, unknown function
Exons: 2
Coding region: 1-1947 (648 amino acids)
Source: RefSeq, a predicted model, not a curated record